UUAGAAAUUAGUAACAUGAAACUGAGUUCAAGUGAAUCAUGCAACAACCACUUAACAAUUAUACGAAGUUAUGAACACUCAACUCGUAGAAUGAGCAAGAUAAUCAACACCAAUGCAUAUAACAAAUAUAAACACUCAUUAAACAUCAACAAAUCAACAUAUUGCUUUUGUUUUGUUGAGAAAAGAUAACUUGUUUUACCAAGAAAUAAUGAGAUUCCAAAGAAAGGGGCGUUUAAAUCACCAUUUGGACUACCUUAUUGUUUUGCCUGCCAACAAAACAAAUUGUACCAUUCCUCCCGUCUCAGGCACGAGCAACUAUUGAACCUCUUGCAGUAUUGCGCGCGCACACACACACACCCUUCCCCGAUUAUCCCGAGCUUCAAAUUAGUUUGCUUUCUGAAUGACGGCCUGAGCAUCACCUCAAAGCACACUCAGUUAAUCCCCACCCCUCGACAGUCGACACCAAUGUAUGGCGUCCCUCAAAGCCAAAAAAUUUACCAGCAUUAGGCAGUGACUGCCGCAUACCCUGCCCCUCACGCCCGCAACACAACCCAAUCCGCUCCUCGCAAAACUAGAUCGACCGCGGAGGGUGAUCCACUCUGCACUGCACCAUCAAAUGAGCAAAUCCAUGUUACAUCUUAUACCGCUUCCUCCCCUCCCCCUCCCCCUCCCUGCACCCGACUUCCUCCUGCAUCAACAGUUGGGCCAUCUACCCAUUCUUUAAUUUGCGGCUCAAAUUAGCACUUUAGAUAAGAAAUCUGAUACUAAAUCAGUAUAUUACUUCAAAAUGAAUUUGAAGAACAUAAUUUUACAGAUAAAUUACUUAACUAGUUUUCGAUUUAUCGAGACCACCUCGGAUUUUUUUAGUGAAAUACUUCGAGGUGGAACAAAUAGCAAAUUGAAAAGAGAGAAUCCUAAACCUAAAACCGUCCCUACCAUCCAUACCAAGCUAGCACAUGCCCCAUUGGCCGACUGGUGCCGCUUAUGGCCCUCCCCUUCGCCUCCUGCCCUGCGCCCCCACACGCUUUCCCAGCCGGCCAGCCCUUCAACUCUAUUAUAUGUGAAAUCAAAAUCAGAUCCUGCAAAAAAAACCAGUUCAUCUCCUCCCAACGCUCCCAUAUACUAAUCCAACAAAUACAAUAGUAUCAUAAGCAACCAUUCCUCCACUUUAGAAACAGUCCAAAAGAAGCAACAGUGGCCAUAAUUAAUUCAUGUUAGUAGCUAAUCCAAUCUAUUUCUUCCCCCGUGUAGUGUUCUAGGGGAAUGGGCUCAUGUGCCUGCACAUUAAGGAACAAACCCUCCUCUUAUUUAGCAUAAUCUUGUCCUCCUGUUCCUUAAUCUACCCCUCUUCUUUUGUUCUUUUUCGAGUCUCCCAAAGUUCUGGUCUUGCCUACAGUUCAUAGGGUGAUGUUACUUGCCUGAUUUCAGGUGAAGCUUCCAACCUCUCCAUGGAUUCUCCCUCCAUUUUUUAAAUGCUGGUUGUCUCCUCUUUGGCCAAUCCCCAGCUCCUUGCUUGCUCCACUUUCUCUGUGCAUAUAUAUAAAGACCCUGUCUUGAACAGUUGAACACCAAAAGCACUUGACAAACAGUUAAAAGACUCGAAACAGCAGUUUCUUCUCAGUACCUUUGUCUUUCUUCUGUUGGGUUGAUUCUUUUUUCAUAAGAUGCAUAGUGGGUUUCGUUCUUCUGAUUGGAAGAAGAGCCCUUUGAUGGAAUACUUGGAGGAAGAAGAAGAUCAGGAUCAGCCAAAAGCUCCAUUGAUGCCUCAUGCUGCAAUCCCUCAGCCACAAACCCCAAGCGAGCCCAUGGAGUUCCUAUCCAGAUCGUGGAGCCUCUCUGCUUCGGAGAUCUCGAAAGCUAUUGCCCAGAAGCAGAAGAUGUUCCCCAAUGCUCCCAUGAUCUCACUCCCUGCUGAAACAACCCUCACUGUCACUCCACCACUCACAGGUAAGGUGCUAAAUUCAACACACUCCAAGAGAACGGGAACGAUUGGGAAAUGGUUCCAAUACCAUAGCAGGGAGACGAGUACCGGCGGUGGAGGCAGCAGCAGCAGCGCGGCGGUGAGAAAGAAAGACAGGGCGAGAGUGGAGAACGCGAGGAUGCACUCUGCGGUAUCGGUGGCCGGGCUGGCGGCAGGGUUGGCCGCCGUGGCUGCAGCUGGAAAUUCCGGUGGCGGCGGCGGCUCGAAGAUGAGUGUGGCUUUAGCUUCUGCGACGGAGCUAAUGGCCUCGUACUGCAUAGAGCUAGCUGAGUCUGCCGGAGCUGAUCACGAGCGAGUCGGCUCGGUGGUGAGAUCGGCCGUCGAUAUUCGGAGUCCUGGCGAUCUUGUUACGCUCACCGCUGCAGCUGCCACAGCUUUAAGAGGAGAAGCGGCCCUGAAAUCGAGAUUGCCAAAGGAAGCAAGAAAAAACGCGGCGAUUAGUCCUUACGAUCGGGCAAUGUCAGAUGUUGAUUCCACGUCAAGCUUGGUUUCGCAGUCGGAAGACCAGCAGCAACUGAGUCCAGCCUGUGAUGGAGAUCUUUUGCAGCACACUAGAAAAGGAGCACUGAGAUGGAAAAAGGUCUCUGUUCACAUCAACAAGAAAUCUCAGGUUGUAAUCAAGAUCAAAAGCAAACACGUCGGUGGAGCUUUCUCCAAGAACCAAAAAGGGAUUGUCUAUGGAGUCUGUGACGAGACGACUGCAUGGCCAUACAGAAAAGAGAGGGAAAGUUCCGAAGAGCUCUACUUUGGAGUCAAAACUGCACAAGGCCUUCUGGAGUUCAAAUGCAAGAGCAAGAUUCAGAAGCAAAAAUGGGUCGAUGGGAUUCAAACCCUGCUACGUCGAGUCAAUAGCAUGGAAGCAACUGAGAGAUCUUUGGAGUUCUUGAACAUAAACGACAGCAUUUAGUCUCAGCUGCCACAGUUUUGUACAUGAGAAACUCAACAACCGAACUUGUACUCUGGUCUGAAGUCAACUCACCAUGUCAAUAAAUGUUGCAGAGAUAUGUGGAAAACAGAAAGGAAGCAAUCUCUUUUGGUAAAAUUUACCUCUAGUUUCUUUGUUCCUCUCUUCCCAACUCAAAUUCUAAAACCAGACAAUUACAACACAAUUUACGGUUAGAGCAUACAUUAGACAUCUCAAGCCAAGUCUUAUUUGUUCUUGGCCCGAGUUCCGGACAAACAAAUGAGAAACGAACAA
Messenger RNA from Linum trigynum, 3179 nucleotides. Lineage: Eukaryota; Viridiplantae; Streptophyta; Magnoliopsida; Malpighiales; Linaceae. The record is from the annotation of a GenBank genome assembly.